AUGAUAAGGUCGGUAAGAAGAAUCUUACUGGCCGUAUGCAAUCAACAGUCCAUUGACGACGAGACCCUAAACACGGCGCUAAUCGAGGUGGAGCGCAUAUUAAACAAUAGGCCCUUGACACCUGUCGCGAGUGAAGCCCCGGGUCUUGCACUUACGCCGAACGAUUUAAUGCUUUUGAGACCGAAUAACGGACUGACAGUACCACGAACGCUAACGAAAUAUUACUCGAGCAGUUGGAGGCAGGCGACCUACCUAGCGGGAGUUUUCUGGAAGCGGUGGGUCCGAGAGUACUUGCCUACCCUACAGGCACGCCAGAAAUGGUUACUCAAAGAAAGAAAUUUUCGAGUUGGUGACAUAGUAUUGCUUGCAGAUGAACGACUGCGGCGGGAUGAAUGGCCCCUGGCGAUCAUCGAAGAAUGCCUUCCGGACGAGGAUGGGCUCGUACGCACGGUUAAAGUGAGAACGGCAGCCGGCGAAACCCUGCGAGAUAUCCGCCGAAUCUGCUACUUGGAGGGAGACGAGGCAGAGGCAACUGAGAACCCAAGCAGCUGA
This is a messenger RNA of Echinostoma caproni, 552 nucleotides long. The record is from the annotation of a GenBank genome assembly. NCBI's taxonomy places the organism in Eukaryota, Metazoa, Platyhelminthes, Trematoda, Plagiorchiida, Echinostomatidae.